GGGGGGAGGCUGCCGGUGCCUCCGGCCACGAGAGGGGGAUCGGAGCUGCGGCGGCAGCAGCUGCGGCCGGGGGGGCGGGGAGGAGGGGGCCGGAGCCCGCUCCCCUCAGCUCGAGGCGCUGUGCCCGCAGGCGGCGGCGAUGGAGGAGGGCAUGAGCAGCAUGCAGCAGAAAGCGACCGAGCUGGAGCACAUGGCCGAGGUCCUGCUGACCGGCGAGCAGCUGCGGCUCCGACUGCAUGAAGAGAAGGUCAUCAAAGACCGGAGGCACCACCUCAAGACGUAUCCCAACUGCUUUGUUGCCAAAGAGCUGAUUGACUGGCUGAUUGACCAUAAGGAGGCCUCGGACCGAGAGACAGCAAUUAAACUUGUCCAGAAGUUAUUGGAUCACAGCAUUAUCCAUCAUGUUUGUGACGAGCAUAAAGAAUUCAAGGAUGCCAAACUGUUCUACCGCUUCAGAAAAGACGAUGGGACAUUUCCGCUGGAUAAUGAGGUGAAGGUGUUCAUGAGAGGACAAAGACUGUAUGAAAAGUUGAUGAGUUCUGAAAAUACUCUUCUGCAAGCCAGGGAAGAGGAAGGGGUCAAGUACGAGCGAACCUUCGUGGCAUCAGAGUUCAUUGACUGGUUGAUCCAGGAAGGAGAGGCCACAACACGGACUGAAGCCGAGCAGCUUGGCCGCAGGCUUUUGGAGCAUGGGAUUAUACAGCAUGUGUCCAACAAGCACCAUUUUAUGGACAGCAAUUUGCUUUACCAGUGCAGGAUGAAUUUCCGCCGGCGGCGGCGGCUGAUGGAGCUGCUCACCGAGAAGUCUCGCCUGGUGCCAGAAAGCCACGACAGCCCCUUUUGCCUGCGCAAGCAGAACCAUGACAACAGAAAACACACCAGUUUUCUGUCAGUGAGCCCCACCAAGGAGAUAAAGAUCGUGUCGGCGGUGCGGAGGAGCAGCAUGAGCAGCUGUGGCAGCAGUGGGUACUUCAGCAGCAGCCCCACGCUCAGCAGCAGCCCCCCGGUGCUCUGCAACCCCAAGUCCGUAUUAAAGAGACCGGUGACUGCUGAUGAGCUUUUGAUGCCUGGAGCUCCAUACGUCAGGAAAACUUUUACAAUCGUUGGCGAUGCAGUUGGCUGGGGCUUUGUGGUGCGGGGCAGCAAGCCAUGCCACAUUCAGGCUGUGGACCCCAGCGGGCCGGCAGCUGCAGCUGGCAUGAAGGUUUGUCAAUUUGUUGUCUCCGUCAAUGGUCUCAACGUUCUGCAUGUGGACUACAGGACAGUGAGCAACCUCAUCCUGACAGGCCCGCGAACAAUUGUCAUGGAAGUGAUGGAAGAAAUAGAAUCCUGAGAAGAAGGGAUCUCUUACUGGACGUUUUUGUGGGAAAACAGCCAAUCACAAGGCAGCAUGACACACAGAGGCACCACUUUCUGUGCCCAAGUAGAUGAUUUUGCUUUUGGGGAAGGGGGUUCUCUUUCAUUUAACGAUAAUAGCACUGGUUAUUAUGCUAAGAAGUGAGCAAUAGAUACCAGCAUAUUUUCACUAAGGACUUCUCUUUGCUUGUCAAAGACAAAGGAAAGGCCCUUGGGUUGUCUCUCCAGCCAAGUCUGCAUCCGUCAGAAUGGUUUCCCACCUAAGAGGCCGUGCAGAUUUCCUCACAGUCCACCACUGGAUCAAACACUUCAGGAGAUGAAAGAACCACAGACACUGUGAGCCAGGAUGUCACAGACGGUGUGUGGGACAUACUGACGUGGGUAAACAUCCUCUGGUCGUGGAGAGCUGGGUGACUGCUGGCUUUAUUGCCACCGAACACAAAGGAACUGUGAAUGCAUCUCUGUGAAACAAAUGUGUUCAUGUUCUGUAGAGGAUACUGUGGGUGGAUGUUCGGGCCUGAUAGAGCAGAUUAUUCUAAAAGAAAAACACAGCACCAUGCAAGUGUGAGAGCAUGUGCUACUUUUACAAAGUAAAGCAAUCUGGCCUUUGAAAAUCAGGCAAUUUGUGUAGAUGCUGAAGCACAGAUGUAGGUACUCAACUACAAAAUGUUGGGUUUUGUUUGUUUGUUUUCUUUAUACAGAAAGGAAAGGUGUCUCAGUCUCAUUGUUUGUCACUUUGGAGAAUUUUCAGACACCUUUGUUCCUAGAAGAAAAAUAAUAUUUAGUGCGGUGAGGUGGGAAAUUCGCUGUGUUAGCAUUAGCAAUGACACAUCCAGGUGCUCCAGUAGAGAAAUUACACUUCAAAUUGAAGCAAUGUACAUGAAUGUACAUUAAGCUCAUUAGCACUUUCAAAUCAUCAAUGUUCUGCAAGCUACAAACUUGCUACAAGUCGCAUUUGACACUAUUACUAAUAAAAAAUAGUAUUUAACUGACUCUUACUCAUUUUUAAACUGUAGGAUUUCUUUGUUGAUGAAUUUAUGGAACAAAUCUUUAAAAAAAUAAUAUAUAAAAAUUCUAUAUUCUGCUGAGCGAGGUGACUUCCUAACCCUGUGGUGAUUGGACUCCAUGGACAUUCUUUGAUCUUUGAGCUGAAUAUGUACAUCCUUGUCCACAUAAUUCUGGGUAUACAUUGCAGUCUUUCUCUGCUGUCUAAAUUUUGCAAUUAAAGCUUGAACUUCUACAUGAGUAUACCAAAAAUCCUUCACCUUUGGGGUGGGGAAAGUAUUUUUCCCCCAAAUAAUUUUGGCAUAUAUUUUAUAUUAAAAAUUGUUCUCACUGAA
Molecule: messenger RNA, 2696 nt
Organism: Phasianus colchicus (ring-necked pheasant)
Lineage: Eukaryota; Metazoa; Chordata; Aves; Galliformes; Phasianidae
Gene: DEPTOR
Product: DEP domain containing MTOR interacting protein
Biological process (GO): positive regulation of GTPase activity; G protein-coupled receptor signaling pathway; negative regulation of TOR signaling
Cellular component (GO): plasma membrane
Molecular function (GO): protein binding; GTPase activator activity; guanyl-nucleotide exchange factor activity
Source: RefSeq, a predicted model, not a curated record